This is a messenger RNA of Heterobasidion irregulare TC 32-1, 180 nucleotides long. RefSeq lists its product as uncharacterized. The record is from RefSeq and is a predicted model, not a curated record. The coding region runs from base 1 to 180 and encodes 59 amino acids. The transcript has a single exon. Lineage: Eukaryota; Fungi; Basidiomycota; Agaricomycetes; Russulales; Bondarzewiaceae.
AUGCAAAAUAGAUUGUUGGCAGUCGGAGCUCAUACAACAUACACUGUCCCCUUCGGGGUGACAUACGAAAAAAUUGGAACGAUACAGAGAAGAUUAGCAUGGCCCCUGCACAAGGAUGACACGCUUUCCCAGAGUGGUAGACCUACGGGUCUCAAUAUUUAUUUUGUUCUGGAUGUUUAG